AUGGUCACUAUCACCGCCAAAUCUGAGGCAGCUUCUGCUACUUCCCCUAUUUCUUCCAAUACUAUCACUACUACCCUCAACGGGGUAGGCGAUCCCAAAAAUAAAGAAAAAGAUCUUCAACUUCAAGAAAAAGAAGGAGAAGAAGAAGAAAUAUCCAAAGAAACCAAAGCAUACAACUCCUCCAACGGCGUAACCAGCCAACUCUGCACCUGGAUCGCCUCCCUCCAGCUGGACGACAUCCCAGACUCUGUCCGCACCCGCGCUAAAUACCUCUUCCUCGAUGGCAUUGCCUGUGCCCUCGUUGGUGCGCGCGUCCCAUGGUCGCAGAAAGCAUUUGACGCGAUGACUGCCUUCGAGGAGAGGGGGAAGCAUGUGGUCAUUGGGUAUGAAGAGCGCCUCGGUGCCAUCGCCGCCGCAACCCUCAACGGCUCCUGGAUCCAAGCCUGCGAAGUAGACGACUACCACAGCGUGGCGCCUUUGCACUCCCAAGCCGUGGUCAUCCCUCCUCUCUUCGCGGCAGCCGUCGGUGCGCGGGACCAUCCGACCACCCCGCGCAUCAUCGACGGACGAACACUUCUUCUUGCCUCGGUGGUGGGGUUCGAGAUUGGUCCCCGCGUCGGCAUGGCGCUGCACGGUACCGAGAUGCUCGCGAAGGGAUGGCACUGCGGUUCUGUUUUUGGUGCACCAGCGGCUGCAGGUAGUUCCGCGAAACUCCUCGGUUUGUCAGCGGGUCAAAUCGAAGACGCGAUCGGAGUAGCAGCGACGCAGGCAUGCGGGCUCAUGGCGGCGCAGUACGACGGGAUGGUGAAGCGGAUGCAUCACGGGUUCGCGGCGCGGAAUGGACUGUUGGGAACGAUGUUGGCGUGGGGAGGAUACGAAGGGAUCAAGAAGGUGUUUGAGCGGCCGUAUGGAGGGUUUCUGGCAAUGUUUGGACUGGGGUCGAAGAAUACGCCUAGUUCGAAGCCAGAGGAGGUGGCGAAGGAUUUGGGGACGUUUUGGCAUACGGCGGAAUGGAUUCGGUUGAAGUUGCAUGCGUGCUGUGGGGGGAUUCACGGCACGAUUGAGUGUUUGGCGGAGAUGCAGGAGAUGUAUCCGGAACGACUUGGACGGGAGAAAUUAGGAGAGAUCAAGGAGAUUCGGAUUCAAUUGAGUGAUGCGGUGUUUCAUCACUGUGGAUGGGCGCCGGAGACGAGGCCGCUGACGCCGACGGGGGCGCAGAUGAAUACGGCGUUUGUGGCGGCGUCACAGCUGGUGGAUGGACAGGUGUUGUUGGAGCAAUUUUCGUCGGGGAAGCUGGAUCGGGAUGAGAUUUGGGAGUUGAUCGGAAAGACGAGUUGUGUGCAUACGACGGAGUUGGAUCAGCCGAAUAUUGGGUGCGGUGCGUUGAUUUCGAUCGCGUUUGCGGAUGGUAGUCAGGUUCAGCAUUCGUUGUUGAAGCCGAAGGGGGUGGACGAACCGAUUUCGAAUGAGGAGAUCUUGGAGAAGUUUCGUCGCUUGACAGGAGGGUUGAUCGGGGUGGAGAGGCAGGAGAAGAUUGAAAGAGCUGUGCUGGGGAUGGAGGAGUUGCAGGAUGUGAACGAGUUGAUUGAGUUGUUGAGUGUGAAUGUGGUCAAUCCGUUGCAGUAG
This is a messenger RNA of Aspergillus niger, 1626 nucleotides long. RefSeq lists its product as uncharacterized. NCBI's taxonomy places the organism in Eukaryota, Fungi, Ascomycota, Eurotiomycetes, Eurotiales, Aspergillaceae. The transcript has 2 exons. Gene Ontology annotation, molecular function: lyase activity. The record is from RefSeq and is a predicted model, not a curated record. Bases 1 to 1626 code for a protein of 541 amino acids.